Messenger RNA from Ailuropoda melanoleuca (giant panda), 4468 nucleotides. RefSeq names its product zinc finger MIZ-type containing 2 (gene ZMIZ2). The transcript is spliced from 18 exons. The record is from RefSeq and is a predicted model, not a curated record. Gene Ontology annotation, cellular component: chromatin. Bases 630 to 3644 code for a protein of 1004 amino acids. Gene Ontology annotation, biological process: protein sumoylation; regulation of transcription by RNA polymerase II. NCBI's taxonomy places the organism in Eukaryota, Metazoa, Chordata, Mammalia, Carnivora, Ursidae. Gene Ontology annotation, molecular function: SUMO ligase activity; zinc ion binding.
GCUGUACAUUUUAAUCUGUGGCACGUUUCGAGUUAAUUUCUGUACAAGAUGUGAAGAUUAGGAUGGGUUUUUUGCGGAAGUCUUCCAUCCGUACCCCCCACCCCCGUCCCCAUCCUGGAGUUGGACAGUAGGGACUGGGGACACCAGCCUUCCCUUGCCUGGCCACGUGGUCCUGGCUCCCACGCCUGCCUCUGCCCAGAUUCCAGGGGCCCGGAGCCUUCUGGACCCACUGACACCUGCUUUUUCUGGCCUCUGUUUCCUGAGUGGGACCUGGUCUGGGGGAGGAGGGAAGCAGAGCCAGCUGUGAAGUGGGCAAGCCCAACUGGCUGUCCCUCCCCCUCCUGCCCAGCCCGAGCCCCAGACAGGCUGCAGCUCCAGGACCCACUUAUCUCAGUGCUCUGUGGUGGGAGGCUACGGAUCGCGGUCCCUACCAUACCCCUUCCCUGCUCUGGAUCCCCGCUGAGGGACCCAUCCCCCCGCCCCUCCAGGACUGUAUUCCAGAGGACACAACCAUCUUGAGGCGCUUGGACAGCACUCAGGAAUUCCAGAGCAGCUGAGUCCCACGUCAACAGCAGUGAGGGCCACUUCCUGCCACCCACAGACCUGGCCUUUAGGCUGCUCCGAAGCCAAUGAACCCCAUGCACCCCGUGAAACCCGCCCUGCCCCCCACACCACACGGUGAUGGUCCAUUUGCUUACGAGUCGGUGCCUUGGCAACAGAGCGCCACUCAGCCCGCGGGAUCGCUGUCGGUGGUCACGACCGUGUGGGGCGUUGGCAACGCGGCCCAGAGCCAGGUUUUGGGGAACCCCAUGGGCCCUGCAGGGAGCCCCCCCGGCAGCUCCGUGAUGCCCGGCAUGGCCGGCAGCGGCUCUGCCCUGAAUUCCCCGCAGUGCCUUGGGCAGCAGGCAUUUGGUGAGGGUGCCGCCAGCAAGGGCUUCGUGCAGCAAGGGGUGUAUGGCCGCGGGGGCUACCCCGGGGGCCCCGGCUUCACUACUGGGUAUGCGGGCGGCCCAGGGGGCCCCGGGGGCCUGGGUCUGCCCUCACAUGCCGCACGACCCUCCACCGAUUUCACUCAGGCAGCGGCGGCGGCCGCGGUGGCUGCUGCUGCGGCCACCGCCACGGCCACCGCCACGGCCACCGUGGCCGCCCUCCAGGAGAAGCAGAGCCAGGAGCUGAGCCAGUACGGAGCGAUGGGGGCCGGGCAGGCUUUUAACAGCCAGUUCCUGCAGCACGGAGGUCCCCGGGGGCCCAACGUCCCCAGCAGCAUGAACCCUGCCAGCGUGGGAGGGCUGCUGGGCCCCUCUGGCAUGAGCCCCAUGGGCAUGAACCCCACCCGGGCCGCGGGCAUGGCACCCCUGUAUGCAGGGCAGCGCCUGCCCCAGCACGGGUACCCUGGGCCUCCCCAGGCCCAGCCACUGCCCCGACAGGGGGUCAAGAGAGCCUACUCUGGUGAGGUUUAUCCGGGGCAGCAGUACCUGCCAGGAAGCCAGUAUGGGCCUAGCGCCACCCAGUACGCGCCUGGCGCCGGGCAGCCUCCCGCCCCCUCCUCCUACCCCGGGCACCGGCUGCCCCUGCAGCAGGGCAUGGGCCAGUCCCUGACCGCCUCUGGCCCUGCGGGACUGCACUACAAGCCUGCAGAGCAGUUCAACGGUCAGGGCACCAGUUUCAACGGGGGCAGCGUCAGCUACAGCCAGCCUGGCCUGAGUGGGGUACGGGCAGACGGACGGGAGGCUAACAGGGUGGGCACAUGGAGAGAGGGCGCCCGAGCAGGAGGAAGUGUGGGUGGCCAGCCAGACCCUCUCGGGGCUGCCCCCUGCCCGAUUCUGUCUCGACUGUUCCCGGCGGGUGCUCCAAGAACAAACUCCACCCCCCACCAUUCCACCUUGACUGUUUGCUCGACCCCACAGCCCACCCGUUCCAUUCCUGGCUACCCCAGCUCCCCACUGCCGGGGAGCCCCACGCCGCCCAUGACCCCCGGCAGCAGCGUCCCCUACAUGUCCACCAGCCAGGAGGUCAAGUCUCCCUUCCUGCCCGACCUCAAGCCCAGUGCGAGCUCCUUGCACCCGUCACCCCCCGUUGCCCAGGUGCAGGCGGUCGGCUCACAACAGCACGGCCCGCUCCCAGGCAGCGGCCCCUGUGACGAGCUGCGGCUGACCUUCCCUGUGCGCGACGGGGUGGUCCUGGAGCCCUUCCGCCUGCAGCACAACCUGGCCGUGAGCAACCACGCCUUCCAGCUCCGCGACUCCGUCUACAAGACCCUGAUGCUGAGGCCCGACCUGGAGCUGCAGUUCAAGUGCUACCACCACGAGGACCGGCAGAUGAACACCAACUGGCCGGCCUCGGUGCAGGUCAGCGUCAACGCCACCCCACUGACCAUCGAGCGCGGCGACAACAAGACGUCCCACAAGCCCCUGUACCUGAAGCAUGUGUGCCAGCCGGGCCGCAACACUAUCCAGAUCACAGUCACAGCCUGCUGCUGCUCCCACCUCUUCGUGCUGCAGCUCGUGCACCGGCCGUCCGUCCGCUCGGUGCUGCAGGGUCUCCUCAAGAAGCGUCUCCUGCCCGCCGAGCACUGCAUCACCAAGAUAAAGCGCAACUUCAGCAGCGGCACCAUCCCCGGCACGCCAGGGCCCAACGGCGAGGACGGGGUGGAGCAGACGGCCAUCAAGGUGUCCCUCAAGUGCCCCAUCACCUUCCGCAGGAUCCAGCUCCCCGCCCGCGGUCACGACUGCCGCCACAUCCAGUGCUUUGACCUGGAGUCCUACCUACAGCUCAACUGUGAGCGGGGGACCUGGAGGUGCCCCGUGUGCAACAAGACGGCGUUGCUGGAGGGGCUGGAGGUGGAUCAGUACAUGCUGGGGGUCCUCAUUUACAUUCAGAACUCCGAUUACGAGGAGAUCACCAUCGACCCGACGUGCAGCUGGAAGCCGGUGCCUGUGAAGCCCGACGUGCAUGUGAAGGAGGAGCCCGACGGGCCGGUGCUGAAGCGCUGCCGCACCGUGAGCCCCGCCCACGUGCUCAUGCCCAGCGUCAUGGAGAUGAUUGCAGCCCUGGGCCCCGGGGCCGCCCCCUUCGCCCCCCUGCAGCCCCCCUCGGCCCCGGUCCCUGGCGACUAUCCCAGCCAGGGUUCCGGCUUCCUGGGACCCGGGACCUUCCCGGACUCCUUCCCGCCCACCACGCCCAGCACCCCGGCCCUUCCUGAGUUCACCACAGGGCCGCCCCCCAGCUCCUACCAGUCUGACCUUCCCAGCAGCCUCCUGACACCGGAGAAGUCUGCCCCCUGCCUCCCAGGGCAGAUGGCACCAGCGGGCCACCUGGACCCGGCCCACAACCCUGGGCCGCAGGGGCUACACGCCCCCAGCCUUGGGGGGCCCCCGGGGCCCCAGCUGCACCAUCCAAACCCUCCCCCAGCAUCCCGGCAGCCCCUGGGCCCAGUGAGCUCGGGCCCCAUCGGCGAGCUGGCCUUCAGUGCGGCCACAGGCGUGAUGGGGCCCCCCAUGUCUGGGGCGGGGGAGGCCCCAGAACCAGCCCUGGACCUGCUCCCAGAACUGACCAACCCCGAGGAACUGCUGUCCUACCUGGGCCCACCCGACCUCCCCACAAACAACAAUGAUGACCUGCUCUCUCUCUUCGAGAACAACUGAUCCUGUAGACCCCAGCCAGCCGGCGGGGACACGCCCACAGAUGUCACCAUGCCCUGCCCCACCCCACCUGCAUACCAGAAGCCAGGGCCUGUCCCCCCCACCCGGCCCCUGACACUGGAGGCAGCUGUGCUGGGUGGGAGGGGGCCCUAAGUGGACCCCCUGACCCCCUCUCUGCUGCGGAAUGGUGUUUGAUGAGAUGCUCAGCCCCGCCCCCAUCCACCACCUGCCCUGCCCCCCACCAGCCCGGCUUUACCCCUGUCCAUACGCACCUGCUACCCUGACCUCAGGCCUCGCCCCUGGUCCCUCCAGCCCUGCCUGCUCCCACCAGCCUGAAUCUUGUCCAGCGUUGACCCUUAUGUUUUGACCCCCUUGGCUCACUGGCGAGAGCAGGGCUGCUCUGUCCUGAGUCUGAGCUCGCAGUGGGAGGGGGAUCCCUCUUCCCACCCGAGGCUUCAGGCCGAGGCUGCAGGGUGGGGAACUCUAAAGCACAACGAUGUACAUAGUGUAGGAGCAGUAGGAGGUACGGACAGCCAGUCCCUCCUGUGCUGCCAGGGACCCCGCGGGCUCCUGCCCUCCUGGGUGCACACAGCGGGGGGCGGGGUGCUGAGACUCUGUACAAAUUCUCCAGCGGGCUGCUCCUCCGAGGUCCCCUUUUCCGUGAAAGUGAAGAAUCAGUCUCGCUGUGUUUUUUAAAACUGCCUCUCCCGUGUCUGCCCUGGGGUCAAGCCAGACGGGGGAGGAGGAGCCAACGCACCCACUGGCCCACGGCCGAGUUGUGUCCCCUGUCUGCCCGUCUCCAUUAAAGGACUCCCUCACGGUGGGCC